This is a messenger RNA of Purpureocillium lilacinum, 1767 nucleotides long. RefSeq names its product bud emergence protein 1. Gene Ontology annotation, cellular component: mating projection tip; cytoplasm. Lineage: Eukaryota; Fungi; Ascomycota; Sordariomycetes; Hypocreales; Ophiocordycipitaceae. Gene Ontology annotation, biological process: conjugation with cellular fusion. The record is from RefSeq and is a predicted model, not a curated record. Gene Ontology annotation, molecular function: protein-macromolecule adaptor activity; phosphatidylinositol binding; protein binding.
AUGGAUUUGGUUAAGGCUCUACGUCGUUCCAUGAAGGGCGAGAAACACAAGCCCAACAGCCCCUCCAUCGGCUCCAAGUCGGCGCUCGCAAUCGUCCCGCCCAAAAAGGUCAUCCGGGCCAACGACGACUACCAACCCGACGAUGCCCUCGUUCAGAGCUUUGCCAAGGCCGGCGUUCAGAUCCUCAGCUUCUCCAAGGGCGACUUCUUCCACGUCAUCGGUCGCGAAGACGAUGCCAACUGGUAUGAGGCCUGCAACCCGGCGCUGCCUGACGCCCGUGGCCUCGUUCCGGUAGGCUAUUUCCAGGUCCUCGGCCGCACCGAGCGCGACAGCGGCCACUCCGACGGCAAGAACCAGGACCACGAUUCGGGCUAUGGCGAGGCCGCCGUCCACCCCGCCGGCGCCAACCGAGCCUCCAAACCCGCCAAGUCGGGCGGCAUCGUCAGCGCAAAGGUCAAAUACUACUUUGAAGCCGCCAAGGGCCGCCCCGACGAGUUGACGGCCAACGAAGACGAGGACCUCAUCAUCAUCGCCCAAUCAAACAAGGAAUGGGUCGUCGCCAAGCCCAUCCGCAGACUGGGCGGCCCGGGCCUGAUCCCCAUAGGCUUCAUCGACAUCUUUGACGAUGACUCGUACCGCACGAAUCCGCCGACGCCGGUCGCGGAUCCCCUCGAGGCCCUCAGAAAGGCCAACGUCCCGACCGUCGAGGAGUGGAAGCGGAUGGCAGCGCAGUAUAAGAACAGCAGCAUCACGCUCGGCAAGUUUGACGGGUCGAGAGGCCCGCAGAACCAGCAACAGCAGCCGCAGCAGCAGCAACAGGCGGGGCUUGAACAAAACAUGGCGCGCAUGAGCCUGCAGCAGCAGCAGCAGAUCAACCAAAACGGGUCUCAGGCCAUGUACGCCAACGCUGGCGCUGGCGGCCAACAGCCGGUGCAAGAGUACGCCGCCCACGAAAAUGCAGCCCAGCUGUACGCCCCCGUGUGGGCCCGGAUACCGCGGUACUGCUUUGCCGAGGAGAAAUACUGGUUCGUCAUCGAGGCGGAACUCGAAGAUGGCCGCUCCUGGGAGCUGUCGCGAUACUACCAAGACUUUUACGACUUCCAAAUCGCCCUGCUUGCCGAGUUCCCCGCCGAGGCUGGAAACACGGGCACGCAGAAGCGAUCGCUGCCGUACAUGCCCGGUCCCGUCAGCUACGUCACCGACGCCAUCACCGAAGGCCGCCUUUACAACCUGGAUGCCUACGUCAAGAAUCUACUGAACCAGCCGCCGCACAUCUCCCGGUGCGACUUGGUCAAGCUCUUCUUCGCGCCCCGCGAAGGCGACUACGAGAUCGACAGCAACGCAAAUGGCGACGAGGAGUACCGCCUGUCCCAGGGCUCGCGCCAGUCGUCGGCCGACUCGCCAGCAAAUGCUGCGUCCAGACAGGGAUCGCGGAACAACCUGAAUGGCUACAACUACGGAGGUCUGUCAGCGACACCGCGGCAGGGCACCUCGCAGCAAGAUGGCGCGCAGAAACAAGCUGCGCCGAUGAAGAUCAAAGUGCGGUUCAAGGACGACGUAUUUGCCAUGAGAGUGUCGACAGACAUCCAGUUCCAAGAGCUGGCCGACAGGAUCCGAGACCGCGUCAAGGCCACGGCGGCCGAGCAGGUGCAGCUCUCGUUCCAAGACGAACCGUCGGGCACGCGACAGAACCUGGCGAACAACGGCGACCUCGACUACGCGCUGCAGCGAAACGAGAAGCUGACGCUCUUUGUCGAGGUUUCCUGA